Messenger RNA from Rhodotorula toruloides NP11, 1800 nucleotides. RefSeq names its product WD repeat protein, cell division cycle 20, cofactor of APC complex. Gene Ontology annotation, cellular component: anaphase-promoting complex. NCBI's taxonomy places the organism in Eukaryota, Fungi, Basidiomycota, Microbotryomycetes, Sporidiobolales, Sporidiobolaceae. Gene Ontology annotation, biological process: positive regulation of anaphase-promoting complex-dependent catabolic process; anaphase-promoting complex-dependent catabolic process; positive regulation of ubiquitin protein ligase activity. The transcript is spliced from 4 exons. The coding region runs from base 1 to 1800 and encodes 599 amino acids. The record is from RefSeq and is a predicted model, not a curated record. Gene Ontology annotation, molecular function: protein binding; ubiquitin ligase activator activity; anaphase-promoting complex binding.
AUGUCCCGCUCACCGACCAAGCGCCGCGCAGGCGGUGUAGACGCCCUCCCGCUGUCGAACCUGUCACUCAACUCUGCCUCUCCGUCGCGCCAGCCCCUCGCCAAGUCGACCAAGCAGCCGCCCAAGUCCAUUUUUGCGACAGCAGGCAGCGUCUCGACCACGCAGACGACCCGCAAGAAGGCGAGCUCGAGCCCGACAAAGGGCACCUCCCGCUCGCGGUACUCGGGCGAGGACGACCUCACGGGCAACUUGACUGGCACGUACGAUGCUCCGAGCAGGCGAAGUAGCCCGUCGAAGCAGUCGAGUGCGAGCUUGGCGGCGGGCGGAGGAGUUGGCAGGUCCGGCGUCGUCAGCAACGACUGGGACCCAAGUUCGUUGGCGGGCGAGUCGAAGCGGAGUCCGUCGAAGAAGGGCCGUCAUUACGACCGCUACAUCCCGUCUCGGCAGUCUGGCAGCGGCGACCACACAGGGCCAAUCCUCCUUCCUACUCCUCACUCCGGCUCCGAUUCGAGCCCACAGAACGCCGAAGAUGCACAGCACACGGCCGACCUGUCGCGCUCGCUUGGCAUCAAUUCGGACCAGCGCAUCCUCUCCUUCUUUGCCGAACCUCCGAUGCCGCAGACCGAGCAAUCCUCCCUUCUCGCUCAGUACGCCCGCCUGCCCAACAAGGGAUCAGCCGGCUCUUCGUCCUCUGCUGCCCACGCGGCCUCUCGCCGCCGCAUCCCUACUCAGCCCGAGCGAGUUCUCGAUGCUCCCGGCAUGGUCGACGAUUACUACCUCAACGUCGUCGACUGGUCCUCGACGAAUCUCCUUGCAAUCGGUCUCGGCGAAGUCGUCUACAUUUGGAACGCCCAGACGGGCGAGGUGAACGAGUUGUGCUCCGUCGGCAGCAACUCGGGCGACUCGAGCGCUUUGACCGAGGGCGAUGAGUACGUCUGCAGUCUCAAGUUCACCGAGGACGGCGGACACCUCGCCGUCGGUCUCUCGUCGGGUCCCAUCAUGGUCUACGACGUCUGCGCGGGCCAGCGACUUCGGACGCUGCAGGGCCACCCGACUCGCGUUCCAAGCUUGAGCUGGUCCGGCGCGAUCUUGGCGAGCGGAUGCAGGAGCGGCGAGAUCUGGAACUCGGACGUGCGCAUUGCGCAGCACAAUGUCGCCCAGCUCAAGGGUCAUCGAGGCGAGGUGUGCGGGCUCGAAUGGCGGCCGGAAAUCGCGGGCGGUCUUUCUGGCGGCGGUCAAGGGCUCCUCGCUUCGGGCGGAAACGACAACGUGGUCAACGUCUGGGAUUGCCGCAUGACGACGGCGCCCAAGAUGAGCAAGACGAACCAUACGGCGGCAGUCAAGGCUCUCGCUUGGUGCCCCUGGAACUCGUCCCUCCUCGCCUCGGGCGGCGGGUCGUCCGACAAGACGAUCCACUUCUGGAACACGACGCAAUCCGCCCGCCUCAACAGCCUCGUCACCAACUCGCAAGUCACGUCGCUCGUCUGGAACCCGCAUGCCAAGGAGCUCCUCUCGACGCACGGCGUUCCCGACCACCACAUCGCCCUGUGGUCCUACCCCUCGCUCAGCAAGGUCGCCGAGAUCCCGAAUGCGCAUCAGAGCCGCAUUUUGCAUUCGUCGCUCAGUCCGGACGGGAUGACGGUCGUCACGGCGAGCAGCGACGAGGACCUCAAGUUCUGGAAGAUGUUCGAGAUACCCAAGGGCGUUAAGGCGGGCGCGGGACGCAGCUUGACGGGCAAGGACCUUGCCGAGAACGACGGCAUCGGCAGGAAGGGCAAGACGGGCAUCUCGGUGCGAUAG